AUGGUCAGAAAUCUGGUGACUAGCCGCAGGUCUUCUUCAAUAGACAGAAGAAGAUCUAGAUCAAGACAUAAUUCAGUUGCUUCAACAAGUUCUUCAGCCAAUCUCCUACUUGAUGACAAUAAUUAUGAAAUGUACUCGGGAGCUGCAUCUGAAAUCAUUCCAUCGUCAAUUACCUCAUUGCAUUAUCCACAUAGCUUUGGUGGGAGAAGAGUUUCACGAGUAUCCCGAGAAACAUCGCCUUUGCUUAGUGCUGAUGAAAACGACAGCGACUUGCAACGAGUCAGAUCAAACGCUUCGAGAAAUUCUAUCGACACUCAGGCCAAUUUUAGGUUUUUCUCGCCGGACGAAAUUGAACAUGCUCAAGGUGGUUCAACUUUAGAGAACCCCGAAGACCCUGUGGAUUACAAUACUGACUGGGACUACUCGAUCGAUAAGUAUCUCGAUGAAGACGAACAAUACCUAGAGGAAGCUGUGGCUGAAGAAGAAGAAGGAGGAGAAGAACAACGAGGAACGGCAUUUUAUCAGCAGGAUGGCGUUAAUUUUAGAUAUCAGUCACCCGAUGUCCCUGACUAUGGUUCUGUUGAUUUGGAGAAUCGUAAUAGACGUGAUUCUGGGUCAAGCAGUAAAUCGAGCUCAGACGAAGAAAAUAGCAUAGUUGAAGACGAUCAAUAUGAAGAUUUUUACAAACAGUUUCCUACAAAAUUGGAUUAUCAAAGAUACUAUCUUGCAGAAGAGGAUUUAGUUAUUGGUAUCGCAGGCUAUGCUGAUCGAUGGUGGAAAACAACAAUAUAUUACUUUCUUUGUAUUAGUACUUUGGGGAUUGCCUAUUUAAUAUUAAGAUGGCUUCCUCGUUAUCGAAUCAAUUUGAUGGGUACUAGAUGUCCUUUGGGUAAGGCGGACUGGUGUGUUAUUGAAAACGAAUUUGGUGAAUUGCAAAUUGCCCACGUUGAAAAGCAACGAUUCAAUGAGAGACUUUCCAAUUUCCUUGUUGUUACAGAUGACCAAUAUGAUUUUGAAAAAGAUCCCGUUGUUCCUCAUAUACAAUCAUUUGUCUAUAGAUAUAUUAAAUUUUUCUAUAAUCCAAUGGAGGAUAUGUUCAAGACCAACUCAAAUUGGUUCGACACACGUUUGUUAAAUGUCAAAAAUCUCAAAGAUGGGGUAUCACAUUCUGUUCAAGAUCAAAGACAAGAGAUAUUUGGCAGAAACACUAUUGAAAUUGAAGAGAAAUCAGUGUUGCAAUUAUUGACAGAUGAAGUGUUGCACCCAUUUUAUAUUUUUCAAGUGUUUUCAAUUUUCUUAUGGCUUGCAGAUGAUUAUUACUAUUAUGCAACAUGUAUAUUUCUCAUUUCGAUGAUUUCUAUAAUAAAUUCAUUGAUCGAAACAAAAUCAACCAUGAAACGUUUACAAGAAAUUUCCAAGUUUAAUUGUGAAGUCAGAGUAUGGCGAAACGGGUUCUGGAAACAAAUUGAUUCUAAUGAAUUAGUCCCUGGUGAUUUAUUUGAGGUUGAUCCAUCCUUAAAUGUCAUCCCCUGUGAUGCCCUUCUUGUUAAUGGAGAGUGCGUUGUUAACGAAUCAAUGUUGACCGGGGAAAGUGUCCCUGUCUCCAAAAUAAGUGCUACAAGAGAAACAGUUAAGUUAUUGCCAGAAAACUUUGUUGAUCCAAUCUUGUCCAAAUCUUUCUUAUAUAAUGGAACUCGUUUGUUGAAAAUGAAGUCUGCCAAUGAUGAACCAGUUACAGCAAUGGUUGUGAAAACUGGUUUCAGCACUACAAAAGGAUCAUUGGUACGUUCAAUGCUUUUCCCUAAACCAACUGGAUUCAAGUUUUACGAAGAUUCUUUCAAAUACAUUGGGUUUAUGACUCUUAUUGCUGCAAUUGGAUUCACCUAUUCCACUUAUAACUUUAUCAAAUUAGGUAUUGACAAAAAAGUAAUGAUCUUACGAGCUUUAGAUAUUAUCACUAUUGUUGUCCCUCCAGCAUUACCUGCUACAUUGACUAUUGGCACCACUUUUGCCAUUUCAAGAUUGAAAAAGCUACAAAUAUUUUGUAUCGCUCCUACUAGAGUUAACAUUGGUGGUAAAAUUGAUGUGUUUUGUUUUGACAAGACUGGUACAUUAACGGAAGAUGGAUUAGAUGUAUUGGGUCUUCAUUUGGCUAAUAAUGCUCAGGGGAGAAAAGAAAUUGUAUUUGAAGAAUUGGUUGAAGAUAUUGAUAAUUUAAAGACAGUUCGUGCUAAUGAUCACGACACAAAUAAUGGGAAAUUCUUACUUGGAUGUUUGACCACGUGCCAUUCCUUACGAUACAUUGACAAUGAGCUUUUAGGUGAUCCAUUAGAUGUCAAGAUGUUUGAGUUUACGAGAUGGAAUUAUAGAGAGGAUUCAAAAACCACUAAUCCGGUUGUAUUCAAGGGCAAUGAUAGUUAUGAAGUGAUCAAGGAAUUUGAAUUUUUAGCUCCCUUAAGAAGAAUGUCAGUAGUGGCUUCUCACAACCAUAAACAUUAUAUAUUCACGAAAGGUGCUCCGGAAGUAAUGUUGGACAUUUGUCAGCAAGAUUCUUUACCUACAAAUUUUGAAGAGUUGCUACACCAUUAUACCCAUUCUGGAUUCAGAGUCAUAGCUUGUGCCUACAAACAGAUCACCUCUACAGACGUUGAUAGAGAUAACGCCGAAUCAGACUUGAUGUUUGCUGGAUUCAUUAUUUUUGAAAACAAACUAAAGAAAAGUACUACAAGUACUCUUAAAACUUUGAAAGAAGCUGAGAUUCGGACCAUUAUGUGUACUGGGGAUAAUAUCUUGACCGCUAUUAGUGUUUCAAGAGAAUGUGGUCUAAUUCCACCAUCUAUUGAGCAUAUUUAUAUUCCAGUACUAGAUGAGAAGAACGAAGAAAGGUAUAUCUCUUGGCAAGAAGUCAAUGAUCCGGAAAACAAAUUAGACCCUAUUACAAUAAAACCAAUAGAUAUUAGACAAGAUAAUAAUUAUAAGUUAGCCAUUACGGGGGAUAUAUUUAGAUUCUUGCUCACUGAGGUUAAGAAUAUUGGUGUUAUUCAAAAUAUCCUCAUGAACUGUGACAUUUUUGCAAGAAUGUCUCCUGAUGAAAAGCAUGAAUUAGUGGAGCAAUUGCAAAGAAUAGAUUAUACGGUUGGAUUUUGUGGAGAUGGUGCAAAUGACUGUGGGGCAUUAAAAGCAGCAGAUGUUGGGAUUUCUCUUUCAGAAGCAGAAGCGUCGGUGGCAGCACCAUUUACGUCUCGGGUUUUUGAAAUAUCGUGUGUUUUAGAUGUGAUUAGGGAAGGUAGAUCCAGUUUGGUUACUAGCUUUUCUUGUUUCAAGUAUAUGUCAUUGUAUUCCGCAAUUCAGUUUGUUACUGUUACCAUUCUUUACAAAACUGGUACCAAUUUGGGUGAUUUCCAAUUUUUAUAUAUUGAUUUGUUUUUGAUUUUGCCAUUGGCUAUAUUCAUGUCAUGGUCAAAACCAUACGCAAAAAUUGUUUUAAAACGACCCACUGCAAACUUGGUAUCUCCAAAAAUCUUAAUACCGUUGGUUUGUCAUAUUAUCGUUAUAUUGCUAUUCCAAGUGUUAUUAUGGUCUUGGGUGAGAAAAGAACCAUGGUAUAUCAAGCCAAUUCCAGGAUCUGACGAUGCAGUAAAAUCUUCAGACAACACUGUUUUGUUUUUGUUUUCAAACUUCCAGUACAUUUUGAUAGCUGUGGUGUUAUCACAAGGACCACCAUAUCGUGAGCCAAUGGUGAGAAAUUACCCAUUUAUGAUCAAUUUGGUUGUGGCCACAUUUUUGUCUGCUUGUUUAUUCCUUAUCGAUGGAAACUCAUCAUUAGGAGAUUUUAUGCAACUAACCAAUUUACAUGGAUGGUUCUAUUGGUACAUCAUCAUAUUUUCCAUUAUUAACCUUUCUUGCAUGAUGAUUGGAGAAGAACGCUGGUUCCCAUCUUUGGCUAAGGUGUAUAAAAGAGUGUUCCAAAGACUGAAGAUUGGCAAGAGUAAGAAAAUAUUCAAGAACUUGAAAAAGGAAUUUAACCAGCUUCAAAGCGUAUGA
This is a messenger RNA of Candida dubliniensis CD36, 4044 nucleotides long. Its product is annotated as putative acid anhydride hydrolase. Gene Ontology annotation, molecular function: P-type ion transporter activity; ATP hydrolysis activity; ATP binding. The record is from RefSeq and is a predicted model, not a curated record. Gene Ontology annotation, biological process: intracellular calcium ion homeostasis. Lineage: Eukaryota; Fungi; Ascomycota; Pichiomycetes; Serinales; Debaryomycetaceae. Gene Ontology annotation, cellular component: membrane. The coding region runs from base 1 to 4044 and encodes 1347 amino acids. The transcript has a single exon.